AUGGCCUCAUCACCAACGGGCCAACUGUUCUCGUCGUCCACUCUGACCACUCUGGCCCAAGCCCAACAACAGGUGGAUCCAGAGCUAAGGUUCCACUCGGUGAAGACAUGCUUAACGUCACUCAAGUGGGAGGAAAUUGAUUUCACCCCACCUCCGGCACCGCCCGCCCGUCCUAGACCAUGCAUCAUCACCGAUAGAAGCACUCAGUUCACGUCCUCGUUGUGGCACGAACUUUCAAAGUUGUGGGCGAGCGAGUUGCACCAUACCACAGCUUACCAUCCCCAAGCCAACGGGCUCAUCGAACGUUUUCAUUGUCAACUAAAGGACGCCCUUCGGGCUCAGUUGGCCGGGCCACAUUGGUAUCAUCAUCUACCCUGGGUUUUAUUCGGAAUUCGAUGCCCACCCAAAGAUGACAUUCAGAUGUCCCCAGCGCAACUUUUAUAUGGUGCCAGUUUGAAAGUUCCUGGAGCACUCUGCCUUCAUCCCAAUGACCAAACCACACCCACUCAACAUUUCCGGAACCUGCGUGAACGUUUGGCUCACUUGGUACCUCCAGCCUCUCAAUUCCACGGCAAACCCAAUUCAUUUGUCCCUCCUCUGCUUCACACAUGCCCGUUUGUUUGGGUACGGGUGGACCGGGUGCAAUCCUCACUUGAACCCCCGUACCAAGGUCCUAUUGCAGUCCUUCAGCGUCAACCCAAAUCGUUUUUGCGUGACAUGGAUGACAAGAAGCGUCAUGUCUCGCUGGAUCAACUCAAGCCAGCCUUUUUCGACGAUUCUCACCCUCUUCCAACCGAAACUCAAUCUGGUCGCUUGAUUAAGGCACCCGCAAGAUAUCGAUCCGGAUGA
Tigriopus californicus is the source of this 849-nucleotide messenger RNA. RefSeq lists its product as uncharacterized. The record is from RefSeq and is a predicted model, not a curated record. Gene Ontology annotation, molecular function: nucleic acid binding. The coding region runs from base 1 to 849 and encodes 282 amino acids. Lineage: Eukaryota; Metazoa; Arthropoda; Copepoda; Harpacticoida; Harpacticidae. The transcript has 2 exons. Gene Ontology annotation, biological process: DNA integration.